Molecule: messenger RNA, 1088 nt
Organism: Syzygium oleosum
Lineage: Eukaryota; Viridiplantae; Streptophyta; Magnoliopsida; Myrtales; Myrtaceae
Product: tropinone reductase homolog At5g06060-like
Exons: 5
Coding region: 86-928 (280 amino acids)
Molecular function (GO): oxidoreductase activity
Source: RefSeq, a predicted model, not a curated record
ACUUACAUAACACAGGUGGAGAGUUAGAGAGACGCAUCAGACCCAAAAAGAAACAAGAGUGCAUAGAAAGAGAAAGAGAGAGAGAAUGGCUCAAGAGGGGAAAGGGACUACUGCAGGUAGAUGUAGCAGUCGCAACAACGAGGGCGAAAACAGGUGGUCGCUUCGGGGAAUGACCGCUCUCAUCACCGGCGGAACCAAAGGAAUUGGGCAUGCCAUUGUGGAGGAACUAGCGGGGCUUGGGGCGACCGUGUAUACCUGCUCCAGAAAUGAAGCCGAAAUUAAUGAAUGCUUGGAAGAUUGGAAGAGAAAGGGUUUCCGAGUCUUGGGUUCGGUUUGCGAUGUUUCCUCAAAAUCGGAGCGAGAGAAGCUGAUGCUCACCGUGUCCUCCCUCUUCAACGGCAAGCUCAACAUCCUGAUAAACAACGUUGGGACCAACACUAAAAAGACGGCCGUGGAUUACACAGCGGAAGAUUUUUCCUUCAUCAUGACAACUAACUUCAAAUCGGCUUACCAUCUGAGCCAGCUCGCUCAUCCCCUUCUCAAGGCCUCGGGAGCUGAAAGUAUUGUGUUCUUGUCAUCUGUCAGCGGCGUUGUUUCAGUGAAUAGCGGAUCAAUUUACUCGGCCACAAAAGGAGCAAUGAACCAGUUGACCAAGAAUUUGGCAUGCGAAUGGGCUAAGGACAACAUAAGAAGCAACUCUGUUGCACCUUGGUUCAUAAUGACUCCACUAGCCGAGCCUGUACUUAGUGACAAGAAGUUUCAUGAGGAGGUGAUAGCAAGGACGCCGCUCGGCCGCACCGGAGAGCCGGAGGAAGUGUCAUCGUUAGUGGCCUUCCUGUGCUUGCCAGCUGCCUCUUACAUAACGGGGCAGAUCAUUUGUGUUGAUGGAGGGUUCACCGUUAAUGGCUUCUUAUUUCCGAGAGCAUAAGUCUAGCUUUCUUCUGCCUCUAAGAUGUUCAUGGCGCAUUGUCGUUGCAGGGACAAAGAAGUUUUUUAACCAAUAAUAGCAACAUCUAUGUACAUUAAUGUGUGUGCGUGGACAAUUUCGUGUUCAUACAUAAGUAUAAGGGAGAGUAGUUUCCAUGCUA